AUGAAUCUUUGGCCCAAUCAUAGCGACAAAUCAGCUGCUCCAAAACAUGCCAACAGUCGCAGUAGCCAGGACAUAAGGAGAUUUGCCCUUACGUGGGACAAUCCUCACACCAAGUUCCUCACACCAAUGCGGUCCGCAUCCUCUGAGGGCGAACUGCUCGAGUUUGUGGAGUACGAAAUUCAGUUUCGCAAUAGCAAGAUUAAUUGCCCAUACGCCAGCGUGGAAGCUCUCCUAAUCGCGUGGUUGCCGCACAUGCGACACGAAAUUGUUAUAGGCGCACGAGUGGUGAAGUUUUCAUCGCCCCAGCUGAAUGAAUGUACGAAGUUCAAGAUCAUUGCUGUUUAUAUAGUAAUUUUUAGGGUCAUGCUGGUACACCCCCAAGCGACCGCGAUAGAGAAGCUGGCCCGUUCCACUACUCAACACACGGUCGGAAAGAUAGAGGUCAUGUAG
This is a messenger RNA of Gloeophyllum trabeum ATCC 11539, 450 nucleotides long. RefSeq lists its product as uncharacterized. NCBI's taxonomy places the organism in Eukaryota, Fungi, Basidiomycota, Agaricomycetes, Gloeophyllales, Gloeophyllaceae. The transcript is spliced from 4 exons. Bases 1 to 450 code for a protein of 149 amino acids. The record is from RefSeq and is a predicted model, not a curated record.